This is a messenger RNA of Uranotaenia lowii, 1616 nucleotides long. RefSeq names its product dynein beta chain, ciliary-like. Gene Ontology annotation, cellular component: dynein complex. NCBI's taxonomy places the organism in Eukaryota, Metazoa, Arthropoda, Insecta, Diptera, Culicidae. The transcript is spliced from 3 exons. The record is from RefSeq and is a predicted model, not a curated record. The coding region runs from base 1 to 1521 and encodes 506 amino acids. Gene Ontology annotation, molecular function: minus-end-directed microtubule motor activity; dynein intermediate chain binding; dynein light intermediate chain binding. Gene Ontology annotation, biological process: microtubule-based movement.
AUGGAGAAGUUCCGUCCGAGCUUCUUAUGGCGCAUGUACCACACCGUGUCCUUGGCCGGCCACCACCAGCUGCUUCGGAGAGUUUAUUUGCCUAAGGUGACCGCCAUCGCGAGCCGGCUAAAAACGACCGACACGGCAGCAAGGAAUCUGGAUAACUUCAAUCAAGAAACGCUGGAAAUGUGCGGCAAGGAGGCAGAGUUCAAGGCAAUUUUGUUUUCACUCUGUUACUUCCAUGCCGUUGUUGCCGAGCGUAUGAAAUUCGGACCCCAGGGUUGGAAUCGCGUCUAUCCGUUCAACGUCGGUGAUCUGACUAUCAGCGUUUAUGUGCUCUACAAUUAUUUGGAGGCAAAUAAUCGGGUACCAUGGGAAGAUCUGAGGUAUCUAUUUGGAGAGAUUAUGUACGGAGGUCACAUCACCGACGAUUGGGAUCGACGUUUGUGUCGUACAUAUCUUGAGGAACUUAUGCAACCGGAGCUGGUAGACGGUGAUCUAAACUUGUGCACAGGAUUCCCAGCACCCCCUAAUUUAGAUUAUAUUGGCUACCAUAACUAUAUCGACGACAACCUACCCCCAGAGUCACCUUAUCUGUACGGACUUCACCCGAAUGCUGAAAUCGGUUUCCUUACUACUCUAUCGGAGCAGUGUUUCAAAACGAUCUUCGAACUACAGCCAAGAGAUUCUGGCGCCAGCAGCGGAGCCUCUGUUAGUCGAGAAGACGUUGUAAGGACCAUUAUCGAAGACUUUUCGGACAAACUUCCUGAAGGAUUCAACAUGGCCGAAUUGAUGGCUCGCGUUGAAGAUCGUACUCCUUUCAUCAUUGUUGCGUUCCAGGAGUGCGAACGAAUGAACACUCUCGUGCAAGAGAUGAGACGAACAAUGCGAGAACUUAUGCUGGGACUCAAAGGUGAACUCACUAUUACAUCUGACAUGGAAGCUCUUGAGGAAUCACUGUUCUUCGACCAUGUUCCGGCUAGUUGGACUAAGCGAGCCUACCCUUCAAUGUGCGGAUUACAGGCGUGGUUCGCUGAUUUACUGAUACGUAUUAAGGAACUGGAAUCCUGGUCCAAUGAUUUCAAUCUUCCAUCGUCGGUUUGGUUAGCUGGUUUCUUCAAUCCUCAAAGUUUCCUGACAGCUAUCAUGCAACAAACUGCUCGUAAAAACGAAUGGCCCUUGGAUAAAAUGUGUUUGAGCUGUGAUGUUUCGAAAAAAUGGAAAGAAGACAUUACGGCCGCACCGAGAGAAGGGGCGUACGUUAAUGGACUUUUCAUGGAAGGGGCCCGUUGGGAUAUGCAGAUCGGAUCGAUUGCUAGCUCCCGCCUUAAGGAACUGUUCCCCCAGAUGCCUGUGAUUUUUAUAAAAGCGAUCACACAAGACAAACAAGAGACUAAGAAUAUAUACGAAUGUCCGGUUUAUAAAACCAGAGAUCGUGGCCCCACAUACGUAUGGACUUUCAACUUGAAGUCGAAAGAAAAACCAGCAAAAUGGACUCUUGGCGGUGUAGCGUUGUUGUUGCAAGUUUGAAAUAGAUUUUGCUUGUUUGGUUUUGUAAUGUGUGUUACAUAUUUACCUAUGCGUAGUGUUAUUAAUGAAUUACAGGAUUUCAUAGAGUUACAAAA